UGAUUGUUUCUUUCAUGCCCUUAAUAUAACCUCCAAACAACUUAAUGACCUUAAAAAUAUUCAUACUAUUUCAAUUUUUAGUAUAAUUUUAAAUAUUAUUACGAAACAAGGAGGAAAGGACAAGUUUUAUUCAAACCAUAAAAAAUAUUUUGAAAAUGAUGGAAUCGCAAAGGAUCUUUAUCUCAAAAUUAGCUUUGAAAAAAUUAUGCCAAAUACUUUAAUUUCAGAAUACUUUGGGACCAACGUUGUUUUCUCAGAUGGUCAUGUUUGGAAACGACAUAGGAGAAUAUGUAAUCCUGCAUUUAAAACUUUACCAAUACAUCUCUUUGUUGAUCAUGGAUUAAAGCUGAUGGAUGUUUUAGAAAAAAUUGAUGACAAGCCUGUUGAAAUUAAAAAUCUUAUGCAAAAUUUGUUUAAAGAAAUCAUUAAAAAAAAGCGUGAAGAUUUAGCUGCUGGGAAGUUUAAUGGAGAUCUUCUAGAGUAUAUGAUAAAUAAUAAUGAUGACCAAAUGUUAUCAGAUAACGAACUGAGGUAUAAUUUAGCAGUUUUUAUGAUGGCAGGUCAUAAUACAACCUUAAAUGCUUUAACAGCUAUAUUAUAUCUGUUAUCAACUCAUAAAAACGUCCAGGAAAAAACUAGAGAGGAAAUCUUAAGAAUACUUGGUGAUGAUUUAACGCCAUCU
Messenger RNA from Scutellospora calospora, 682 nucleotides. The record is from the annotation of a GenBank genome assembly. NCBI's taxonomy places the organism in Eukaryota, Fungi, Glomeromycota, Glomeromycetes, Diversisporales, Gigasporaceae.